Molecule: messenger RNA, 699 nt
Organism: Eimeria acervulina
Lineage: Eukaryota; Apicomplexa; Conoidasida; Eucoccidiorida; Eimeriidae
Product: 2-oxoglutarate dehydrogenase, putative
Exons: 5
Coding region: 1-699 (232 amino acids)
Biological process (GO): tricarboxylic acid cycle
Cellular component (GO): mitochondrion; oxoglutarate dehydrogenase complex
Molecular function (GO): oxoglutarate dehydrogenase (succinyl-transferring) activity; thiamine pyrophosphate binding
Source: RefSeq, a predicted model, not a curated record
AUGAGUUCGCUCCAAGAUAUCAUGGAGGGCACCCGCUUUAAAAGAUAUAUCCCCGACAACUUCAUCGUCGAUCCUCUUCGCGUCGAUCGUUUGAUUUUAUGCUGCGGCCAAAUUUUCUACGAUCUCCACGCUGAGAGGGAGAGGCUUCAAAGUGAAAGCAGUGCAGCAGAUAAUCCAGGGUACCGUGUAGCAAUAGCUCGCGUUGAGCAGCUGUCUCCUUUCCCUUUUGAUUUAGUAAUAAAAGACAUUCAGCGUUAUCCAAACCUCCGCAGUGUUGUCUGGGCGCAAGAAGAGCCGAUGAAUCAAGGUGCUUGGGGCUAUACAAGCAAAAGAAUAGAAUCUUGUCUCUUUCAUCUGGGGCGGCCUAAUAAAAUAGAGAGGCCCCUAUACGUUGGUCGCGAUGUCUCUGCUACGACUGCUGUAGGUGAUAAGCAUUUGCAUGAUAAAGAGUUGGCCCAGCUGCUGGUAGACGCAUUUAAUUUGGAGUGUACAGACAACUCGUAUUUAAGCAAAUAUCUAUCGAGACGAGUGCAGGCAGAGCAGCAGCAAGAAGAAAAGAAGCAGCAGCAAAAGCAGCAACGCCAGCAAGAACAACAAGAGGAAGAGCAUCAGCAGCAGCAACUGGAAGAGCAGCAGCAGCAGCAGCAGAUGGCCGAAGACGGCGCUCCUACUGCUUCCAGCACCCCCAGUAACAGCUAA